AGAGCGACCGCGUCGUAAACCGUUACAGUGUGCUCGAUUCAUCUGGCGACUGGUUCACCGGUGGCCAGUAAAAGCGGCGCGGGAGAUGACCGCGCGCAGUCAAUACCAAGGAGGUGCUCCGGCUGCACGCACCAUGCUACUCAUCCUCGCUUUCCUUGCCCUUGCGGCCGCUGCGCCCGCGACGUACGACCAGAGGCAAGAGGGCGAAGUCAAUGUGCAAGCGGACGUUCAAAACGUCGUUUUUCUCGUUGCUAUACCGCAAAAAAUUCCCAACAGCCUAUUAGAUCUAAGUUGGUUAAAGAGCGCGAAACAGAACCCAAAUGAUGAUAUCCAAGAGAGGGCUGACGUUCAUGUAAUGGAAGCAUUCGUGGAGCCGAGUGAGCCGUAUCGGGUGGAGAUUGGCUCAGAAGGGGUGCGCCGAGCGGAGGGCGAUGGACGCAAUGCUGGCGCAGACGUCGUAAUUGCUGGUCGGAGGAGGUUGGAGACCGAAGCCCCUGAAAAGGUUGAAUACCAGCUAAUUGGUGCGACAGAACAGUGCGGUCCCGACCGUGAGAGAGAUCCUGUAACCCUCAUCUGCCGCUUCCGCUCCGACGUGUCUCCGUCAGACGCGCCUGAAGUAGUCCCUGUGCCCUCGUAACAAUUUGAUCUCUCGUCCCUUGAUUAGAAAUUCCUGCUAUUUAUUUGUGCCUGAACAACCUACUGUGUAAUUUAUUUGUAAAUUAAUUUAAAUUUAAGUAAAAAAUUAUAGUUU
This is a messenger RNA of Zerene cesonia (dogface butterfly), 751 nucleotides long. RefSeq lists its product as uncharacterized. Bases 86 to 637 code for a protein of 183 amino acids. Lineage: Eukaryota; Metazoa; Arthropoda; Insecta; Lepidoptera; Pieridae. The transcript has a single exon. The record is from RefSeq and is a predicted model, not a curated record.